Messenger RNA from Closterium sp. NIES-65, 1977 nucleotides. NCBI's taxonomy places the organism in Eukaryota, Viridiplantae, Streptophyta, Zygnematophyceae, Desmidiales, Closteriaceae. The record is from the annotation of a GenBank genome assembly.
AUGCAAUCAAGAUGUAUACUGGAUCCCAGCGACUGCGAGGCCAUGACGGAGCGAGCAACGCGCAUCCCGAAAGGCUUUUCGAGAGCAUUUUCAUUGGGAUGUGGCCGGCCGCGGGAAGCGGCGGUGCUGCAGGAGUGCGAGGCGGCGUGGAACAUGACGUUCAGCGGGUGGACGGCAGGCGGGGACUGCCUCUUAGCUGAAUUGGUCGGGUGCGACGCAGAGGGAAAGAUCGACACCCUGAACUUCUCGGGCUUACAUCUGAACGGUACCAUCCCCACCAGCAUCGCCACCCUCACUGCACUCACCCAGUUUGACUUCACCACGAAUAACUUCGCUGGGACCUUCCCCUCUUUCAUCACACGCCUCUCCCAGCUCUAUUACCUCGACGUUUCCCGGACUCGCCUCAGUGGCACCAUCCCCAGAUACCAGCAUGACUUUUCCUCACCCCACCUACUCCUCUCCAUCUGCCCGUCGUCGCUCACCCCACAGCAACCGCGCUGUUACAGACUCACCGCCAACACCAACGUGUCUGGGUCGCUGCCAGCCUCCCUUGGUGCUCUCGCCAAUCUCAUUAGAGUGGACUUCCCUGUAGGGGUGACAUGCGGCAGGGCUGGCAGCAGCUGUGAGAUUCAGCAGAACGCCUCCUCCUUCUUCUGCCGGGUUCUCUGCUUUGACUUCUGUGCCUCCUGCAUCCCAAUCAACGCAUCCCGUGUCUUCAAUCGUGCCCGCUGUCCCAAGUUCCCCGUGUCUCUCGUGGCACAAGCAAAGGGUGGGUGGAGUGAGGCUAGCAGCAUUGGCAGCAGCAGCAGUGGGGGGCAGAGGUACAAGGCAGUGAGUCCUCUCGAAGCGCGCCAGGUGUGGUUCGUUGUGAGGCGCGGCAACGACGAGCUUUCCACAGACUUUCAGAAAGAGGUGGCCACGCUUUGUGCUAAUACUGCUGCUGCUGCUGAUCAUGCGGUGGAGCAAGCAGAGGAGGAGCAGGUGCUAGUGUUUGAGUGGGUGCCAGGAGGCAAUCUGCACUGCCGCCUUGUUGCAGAGGGCAGCGCCCCUCUGUCGGUGUGGCAGUGCCUGGAUGUGACAGGGGGUGUGCUGCGAGGGCUGAAGCACAUCCAGAGCCAUGGGGUCGUGCAUGGCCGCAUACACCCACGCAACAUCCUGCUUGACACCGCCCUGCAGGUCCGUGCUGCUCGACUGGAACUACCUUUUCUUUUUAUGUACCUCUACCUGUCGCCCUCUUUCUGUCCCCUCUCCCCGCCCUCUCUACCCGGCUCCUCUCCCAUUGCUUACACUCUGAGCGCCUUUUCCUUCCCUCCUCCCGCCUCUUCUUUUCUCUCCAAAUCCCGCAUCCCCCCAUCCCCGCCCGUCAGCAUCGGUGUGGUGAUGCUGCAGCUCAUCACCGGACGCCCCGCCUUGAUACCAAGAGAUGCUGGCAAUGAUCGGCAAGGCAACAGCUCUGGCACCCCUGGUGGCAGUAGCAGCAACAGCAGCAACAGCUACAACAGCAGCAGCAGCAUGAGCAGCGUCUUCAGUGACAGUAGCUCAGUGCACAUUCGGGCCUGGGCACACCACAUGGUAUCGCGCAACAUGACAGCCCAGCUUCGCGCCGCCCACCUGCCCUCAGCACCCGACGCCAUCAUGCUGCCCAUGGUGCGCCUCGCCCUCUCCUGCACCGCUUCCGACCCCCUCUCCCGCCCCACUGUCACCGACCUGCUCCGCUCCAUCAAGGCCCUCAAGCGCUCCCUCUCCGCCCUCCCGCGCCCUGCCCUGCCAGGCCACACAGGGGCGAGCAGGGAUGGUGACAUGGCCAAUGCUGCAGGCAGUGGGGGGCCUGGAGAGAAGCAGGGUGGGGAGGGUGGGGAUGGGCUUUCUGGGGGUUUCAGUCUGAAUGCACUAGACGCAAAGUUAGACUGGCUUCUGGAGGAUAAGAUAGUGGUAGGUUUGUGGUCGAUUUGUAGAGAGAAAGUGAGACCUGGUUAA